Messenger RNA from Vanderwaltozyma polyspora DSM 70294, 900 nucleotides. RefSeq names its product peroxisome biogenesis protein (gene PEX31). The transcript has a single exon. The annotation marks the transcript as partial. Gene Ontology annotation, cellular component: peroxisomal membrane. The record is from RefSeq and is a predicted model, not a curated record. NCBI's taxonomy places the organism in Eukaryota, Fungi, Ascomycota, Saccharomycetes, Saccharomycetales, Saccharomycetaceae. Gene Ontology annotation, biological process: peroxisome organization.
AUAUUUUAUUUAACUGGUUUAAACGUUGAAGGUGUCUCAAAACAUACAAGUUUAUUAAGCACAGUACAGAGCCAUGUUAAGAAAAUAUCAAAGAUUAAUGAAAGCAUGAAUUCAGAUUCAAUAAUUGAAGAUGGUGAAGAGAGUUCCACAAAUAAUAAGAUUAAAUUUAAUUAUAUAUUAUAUGAGAAUCAACGUCGUUGGAUUGGAAUUGGAUGGACACCCAGUAUGUUAAGUUAUGAAAGGUCAAGUUGGACAGAUGAAUUUUUAAAUCCAUCGUUAUCACCUGAAGAAUUUGAAUUGCCUGAGAGUCAGAAGAAUAUGAAAUGGAAAUGGGUCGAUAGAUCUUGGAGAUUAGACAUGACUAAUGAUGGUAUGAUUCAAUUGUCCAGUAACAAAGCCAAAACAGUUGCUUUUCCUAAUUCUGAUGAUGGAUAUAUAUACUAUGAUAACACAUGGAAGAAACCGUCAACAGUUGAUUCAUUUUCCAAAUAUACCAGAAGGAGAAGAUGGAUUAGAACGGCAGAAUUGAUAAGGGUUUCCAACUAUCCAUUUGAAGAAGGUAGUAAUACCAACGGUAAUGGCGUCAGCAAUGGCAAAGAGAACACUGACACGAGGGAAGAAGAGGGAGAAGAAGAAGGCAUAAUGGUUGAACCAGAACAAAUGGAAGAAGAUGGUAGUGUCGAUAAGAACGGAACCGAUAGAGUUCGCCAAGUUUCAUUUAGUACCAAAGAUAUAAUUUAUACUAUAGCGCCUAAUAAUAUCAAGUUAAAGAAACCCGUUGAAGUGACCACUGAGGAGACAAGAGAAAUAUUAGCAAGUGAGAAUACUCACGAGAAUAAAGGUACAGGAAAGGGUAAAAGUAAAGAGAGACGUAUUGAGAUCAAACAUAGCAAGGUAUAA